Molecule: messenger RNA, 1044 nt
Organism: Porites lobata
Lineage: Eukaryota; Metazoa; Cnidaria; Anthozoa; Scleractinia; Poritidae
Source: the annotation of a GenBank genome assembly
UCUUUGUCACCGACGGUUCAAGCAUGGCAGCGCAGCCUUUUCAAACAUCUAAAAAACGUCUCUCCGCCACCUAAAGUAAUUAAAACAACAUUUAAAGAAGAAACAAGAAAGCUUUUUGGGACCAAAUUUGAUAAUAAGGUGACCUUAAGAAACGCCGGUCACCAGGGAGCACACGAAGAGAUCGUUCUUCUUCAGUUUGACCCGAACUUCACUUCAACCGAAGUUGUCUGCCGCCAUCCAUCAUGCAACUCAAGAUACUUGGAAGCAGCGAAAAGUGGUAAGCGAGAUUUGUAUCUCUGUCCACAUCAUCAACAGAAGUUGAAGGACGCAAUUUCUGACACCCUGGCCAAGAAAAACAUCCAGAUCGCCACUACGAAAGAAAAUCCCGAGCCACGUCAGUUUGAUGGAUACACGUCGCUGAUUGGUGUGCUGGAGGGGGCCUAUCACGAUGCAAAGAAAUUCCAAGCCCUGGAGAGAAGAUCCCCGAUGGUCGAAGAAGCCAUCUUGAACGUCAGGAAUUUCUUGAUUAUAACCAAUGCAGUGCUCAACCCUGACGUCCACAACUUGCAACUUGCCUUGCCUCCUGUUUUUCGAAUUCUUCUCCUUAUUUUGGAGAAUUCGGCCAAUGUACCACCGUUGGUGGAUGCUCUUCUGUACGCACUACGAGAUGUGAUCGAGAUGAUACUUUUCGCCUUUGGUGUCAUCUACUCGUGGGUGUCAAUCUCUCUCAAUAGCCCUGGUUCGCGGAUAGGCGCUGGGGUGGGAGGAGUUAUUGGUGGUGGACUUGGUUUGGUGAUGGGUCCUUGGACUGGAGUUGCUGGUCUAGGAGCAGGAGGGGUGCUUGGAGGCUUCAUAGGUAGUGGUAUCUACGAUCUGGUGGUGGGAGACCAAAGAGCACAAGAAAUGGAGAGAUUUAGAAGAUAUUGGGCAGCUGCUGGUGGCACAGGAGCCAACGGGCAACCAAACAACCAGUAUGUAGUGUAUCACUUUGAUGGAAAUGCUUUUGGAGGAUUGUACCUGCAUCCAUUCCCCGCAGUUCAGUGA